UUCCUGUUUUGUGUGUUUUUUUUUAACAACACCGAAGGAGUUUGUGUUACAUGCUAUCACAUCAUGGAUAUUUUAAAAGCUGAAAUAGCGAGGAAAAGGAAGCUCCUCGAAGAAAAGGAGCUUGUUGGUGAGUCAAAGAAAUUCUUUAAACGCAGCGAGCUUGCCCGAAAAGAAGAAGAAUCCUAUUAUGAAAGAUGUGGUUAUAAGGUUGUUAAUGAGAAGCCAGCAGGAAAGUUGCAGCGAAAAGAAGAUGAGCCUGAACCAUCGACCUCCUCCAAUCCUGUAUUGGAACUUGAACUAACUGAAGAGAAGCUGCCCAUGACGCUUUCACGACAGGAGGUGAUCAGACGUCUGCGGGAAAGAGGAGAGCCCAUCCGAUUGUUUGGCGAGUCUGAUUACGAUGCCUUCCAAAGGCUAAGAAAAAUCGAGAUUUUAGCCCCCGAAGUCAACAAGGGUUUGCGAAAUGAUCUGAAGGCAGCUCUGGAUAAAAUAGACCAGCAGUAUCUCAAUGAAAUUGUAGGUGGUCAAGAACCAGGAGAGGAAGACACUCAAAAUGACCUGAAAGUCCAUGAAGAAAAUACCACCAUUGAAGAACUGGAGGCUUUAGGAGAAUCUCUUGGACAAGGUGAUGAUGAUAGAGACAUGGACAUUAUAACUAAGGUUCUAAAGUUUCUGCUUGGCGUGUGGGCAAAAGACCUGAAUGGCCGAGAGGAUUAUGUGAAGAGGAGUGUACAGGGGAAGCUGGCCAGCGCCACCCAGAAACAGACCGAGUCUUAUCUCAAGCCGCUUUUCAGGAAACUGCGCAAGAGAAAUCUCCCAGCAGACAUCAAAGAAUCAAUCACUGAUAUCAUCAAGUUCAUGUUGCAAAGAGAAUAUGUUAAGGCGAAUGAUGCCUAUCUUCAGAUGGCUAUUGGAAAUGCCCCAUGGCCUAUUGGUGUGACUAUGGUCGGCAUCCAUGCACGUACAGGUCGAGAAAAAAUCUUCUCCAAACAUGUGGCUCAUGUUCUUAACGAUGAAACUCAGAGAAAGUAUAUUCAGGGACUGAAAAGAUUGAUGACAAUUUGCCAAAAGCAUUUCCCAACAGACCCUUCUAAGUGUGUGGAGUACAAUGCCUUAUGACCUACUCUUCUAUACCAUUGAUUUCCUUUAUGAAACUGAAGACAUGGACUUCUAACAACAAAUGUGAUCUUGUUCAUGUUUUAUGUUAAUGUAAAUAUUUUUCUUCCUGGGGAGUGUUCCAUUACUAUUUUAUUUUCAUUUAUUCAGUUUAAUGUUGGAGACUUUUGUGUACUUGUAAUUUGGACUGAUUAUGACACCACUUAUCAAACCUCAACCCAGUUAAAAUUUUUAUUCAGCAGUCUUUUUCUGAUUGGUUCACAUUUUAAAGUGAACAGCUCUUGCCAGGAUGUGUAAGUUUUAUUAUGCAGUUCUAGGCUGAUGAUAUUUUUAUAGCUGUAUUUAACACUUUGGCCAGCAUGCGAAGUUAAAAUAUAAGUAAAUGUAAACUUUCAUUUUAAGCGUUCUGAUUCUUGUAAUGUUAUUUUUGCCAUAAAGCCGUUCAUUUAACCUACAGUAAAAUGUCUUUGAUCAUGUAAGUGUGCCUUAGAUGUGUUUUAUAGUUGUGGCAAAAUUUGAGAUAGUUAUUUUCAUGUCAAGAUCAGUAUAAAAAUGUCAUCUUGCAGUGGGUGGUCAUGGCUGUCAGCUCAGAUUUAUUUUAAGAAGCUAUGAAAGUGGUGAGUGGGUGGUGUAGGAGGAAUUUCAUUGAAAUACUCAUCAUCGGUUAUGCUUAUUAAAUCACUACUGACAGCAUGAAGACAAAAUGGGGUCAUCGUUCAGUAGAGGUUUAUUGCUUUAGAGAUUUAAAAACACAUUCUGAAAUCAGAAUUUUGAUUUUACUCAAAGUUUGUUUAGAUUCAGUUACACCAGCUAAAACACAGACACCAUGACACUCUAAGGACUUGAGAUAAUCUUCCAUUAAUCUUUAAUAACUGCAUGAAAUAAAAAACAUCUGGAAUUAAACUGUUGUCCAUAAACUGA
This is a messenger RNA of Lepisosteus oculatus (spotted gar), 2037 nucleotides long. RefSeq names its product PRP18 pre-mRNA processing factor 18 homolog (yeast) (gene prpf18). Gene Ontology annotation, cellular component: U5 snRNP; U4/U6 x U5 tri-snRNP complex; U2-type post-spliceosomal complex. Gene Ontology annotation, biological process: generation of catalytic spliceosome for second transesterification step; RNA splicing. The record is from RefSeq and is a predicted model, not a curated record. Lineage: Eukaryota; Metazoa; Chordata; Actinopteri; Semionotiformes; Lepisosteidae.